Messenger RNA from Aquila chrysaetos chrysaetos, 1903 nucleotides. It is a transcript of the gene HOXB7, whose product is annotated as homeobox B7. Gene Ontology annotation, molecular function: DNA-binding transcription factor activity, RNA polymerase II-specific; RNA polymerase II cis-regulatory region sequence-specific DNA binding. The transcript is spliced from 3 exons. Bases 545 to 1249 code for a protein of 234 amino acids. Gene Ontology annotation, cellular component: nucleus. Gene Ontology annotation, biological process: regulation of transcription by RNA polymerase II; anterior/posterior pattern specification. The record is from RefSeq and is a predicted model, not a curated record. Lineage: Eukaryota; Metazoa; Chordata; Aves; Accipitriformes; Accipitridae.
UUUUUUUUUCCUUUCUCUUUCCUCCUUUCUCCCUCUCUCCUCGCCCACCCCACUGUCCCCGCAAGAUGAAGCCCAGCUCUGGGUCCCCCUCUCCUUUCCUCCCACUUAUCUCGCUGAAAAAAAAAAAAAAAAAAAAAAAAAAUAUUGGCAGGCAGUCGCGCAGCUGAGCUGCUUUUCUGCUCCUUCGCCUCUCAAGCUGCCCUGCCAUGGCAAUAGAGGAGUGCGGGGAUGCACACCCAUCCCCUUGCAACAUAACCUUGGGAAAGGAGAAACAGCACAAACCCUAGAUGCACAUCCACCAUUGUCUGGGCUGCUUUUCCUGCCUGUAAGACUUUCUUUCUUUCUAACUCCCCCCCCCCCCCCGGCCCCCCUAAAAAAAAAUUGAGGCAGAUCACAUUUUGGAAGGUCUCUCUGCUUCUCCAGCAGAAAGCAAAUCAGCCAGCUGGUAAGGUUUUACUUCUAACUGUAAUUGAGUCCUGCAGAACCGCUGACACGCUAAACAAGGGAUCUGUACACUCUUUAUUUUUCGCAACAAGAAAAGCAAAUGCCAGCUCAAUACGAAGCUCAAAGCCCGUGGCACUGGAAUAAAUUAGAUAUAGAGCUGAAUGGCAUUUGGGAAAAAAGAACUCUGAAACUAUUAGCCGCAAGUUCGGUUUUCCCAUCCGGAGUCUUUCCCGAGCAAACUUCUUGCGCUUUCGCCUCCAACACCCAGCGAGCGGGGUAUGGGGCCGGAUCCACGCCUCCCUUCGCCGCCUCCAUGCCCGGGCUCUACUCCAGUGGCAGCGCCGUGCACCCCCAGCCCCCCAGCAUGUAUUCCUCCGGUUACGGCCUGGAGCCGGGCUCUUUCAACAUGCACUGUUCCCCUUUUGAGCAAAAUCUCUCCAUGAUGUGCCCGGGAGAUGCCUCCAAGCAGAAUUGCAGCAAAACGGACCAGAGGGACUCAGAUUUGCAAAGCGACAGUAACUUCCGUAUCUACCCCUGGAUGAGGAGCACAGGCACCGACAGAAAACGCGGCCGCCAGACCUACACCAGGUACCAGACCCUGGAGCUGGAGAAGGAGUUCCACUACAACCGCUACCUGACGAGGAGGAGACGCAUCGAGAUCGCCCACGCUCUGUGUCUCACGGAGAGACAGAUCAAAAUCUGGUUCCAGAACAGGCGCAUGAAGUGGAAAAAAGAGAAUAAAACUGCCUGCUCCGGCUCCAACAGUCAGGAGAAACCAGACGCGGAGGACGACGAAGAGGAAUGAAAGGGGCGAGGGGUGGAUGCAGGAAACGUGGAAGCCCACGCGAGAAGAAAAGGGGGGGGAAAACACACAGAAAAAGACUAUAUAUGAAAAUACAUAAAUGAUAAGUGCAUAAAUAAUUAAAAACCCUAGGAAUGAUACAUUGUGUUUCCUGACACUGAAAAAAAUACUACCUAUAUUAAAGUCUUUUUUUUUUUUUUUUUUUUUUUUUGUACAAUAGAAUGACUAUCUACCUAUUAAAUGUGGCUUUAGAGUCGGAAUAGACACAUUUUUCUAUGUGAGUCUUCCUAUAGUACAAGUAAUUUGUAAAUCUCCGUUUGUACUUCGCUGUGUACUUUUUGGUAUGAAGUAACGUGGUCGUGUUUAGCACCUUUAAUUUAGAAAAUGUGACCUGAAAGUCUGAAUGCAAAUUAUACUUAGCGUAUAUAGUCCUGUACAUAAUAUGAAUGAUUAUUACGCCUUCUCCCUGUAACCUCUGUGGUUCUUUUCUCCUUGCUAUGCUCUUUUGUCUGUGUAUAUUUUUACCUGCAUUUCUUCCUUGUUCAAGUCUCUACGAAAAAAAGAAGAGGAAUUAAUAUUGUGCUACGUAAAACAUUGUAUAUCAAAGUAGCAAAUUAUUUAAUGGCGACGCGUUGCUUUUUUUUUUCCCCCCUUGUC